AUGGAGAACUCUUUGAACGACUAUGGCCAGCUCACAAAAACCUGUUCCGAGUCACUCUGGAAGGCGUUGUGGGGGAUCGUUUACAGUGCUGUUCCAGAAUAUCACGACGUCUCAGAUGUCAAUAAGGCAGAAUUGACCAUCGUUGAGUCGCUGGUGGAACUUCCGUUGAAUGACAAUGUCAUUGCCGACGAGUUCCUAAAGCCAUAUUACGAAGCGUUCAUCGGUGUGGUGCCAAAAGACGACAACCAAAGAUUGUACAUUGAAAUGGCGUUUACGGCUGCAUUACAGAGGUUUGAAAAUGCUGCUGCUGCCACGAACCAACAAAAAGAAUCCCUGGAUGAUGAUAAUGAUCGUCAGCAGCGAAAAAUCGACAAUUUGAAACUCAAUUUUUACAGUGUAAUCAUUGAUUUUGCAAACUACUUGGUGAAUAAUGACAACCAUGAUGCCCAGAAUGAUUUGGGAUUCAUAUUGGUUUCCAACGUUAUCGAGCUAAAUACCAUUCGGUUUAUCAAAAAGUUCUGGUGUGUCUUGGAGACUAGACACGCCAAUUUGAUCAAGUUUCUUUCGUUCAACAAUGGGGAAUACAUGAAAAAAAGUGGGACACGUUCUUUGGUCAAUACCGUUAGAAAUCGGUACAUUGUUGGUUUAAGAAGACCAGGGGCCGAGUUAUCUGCAACGCUAAAGAAGUUGAUCCAAAGGAUGGAGAAUCCUAAAGACAGUGUUUUUGAAGAUGAUAGUUUAUUUUUAGGAAGGGUUUAUCUUUAUAUUUUCAGUACUUUUGCCAUCAAUGAUGACUUGUUUUCGGAUCACAAGUUCAAAUUCAACCGCGAUUUCAUUCGUGAUUUGAAAUCACAAAGAAAAUUUGGAGAUGUCCAUUUCUUUAGGUUCUGGCAGCUAAAGAAUUGGCUAAGUGACCCUAUUGACAGUGAGAAGAAUGCUUACUUGUUAAAGGACCAACGAGCGAUUGUCCUGGAGAUAAUCGACUCAUUUGAUAGAGACUCAGGGUUCAGAGAUAGUUAUAAGCAAGGUUCUGCCGAUGAAUUGAAAAACUUUGUGGAAAAUGGCGAUGCUAAAUUCGUUGACGAUUUUUACCACCAAGAACUCCACAAAGAAAAAAUGGAUUAUUACAGCGAUUCGCCGCUUCGUUUCAAUUCCGUUGGUCCACUAUACUCGUUUGCUACAUUUAGAAAACAAAAAUUUGAUGAUGUGCGGUUCCGUUUGGAAACCCUUGUCCAGAUUCUCAUCAUCACCGAAUAUAUGACCAACUUGGCCGAACGGUAUAAAAAAGAACGGUUUGACGAGGUGACAAAACUCACGAAUGGUUAUAAUGAAUAUAUCAAACAAUUACAGAAGCAAAGUGAAGAAAAUUCCCGAAUUCCUUUGAUUGCUCCAGUAGAAUGGACCAAAUUCAAAGGAAUCUAUUCCACUCUCCCAGCUCUGGGAAGAGAUUACGAUUAUUACUUGGGGAUUAGAAAAGCCAUCAAGGAAUUUUUCAACGAUCAUUGCGAAUCAUUAGGCUUCACCGUUGGCACCUGCUCAACCCAGAAUGAUGCCCAUUGGUUCUUUUGGAAAUUGCAUCAGUUUUCAAUUUUUAAUAUCACCCCAGACUUUGAAGUAUUCAAAAAACUGAUAGAAGACGUUAAAUUAUCACUAUCAAAAAGCAAUACUUUUGAAAAUCUGUUUGGUAUCAAGUUUGGUAACCGAAACUUGACAAAAAUAUUUUCUUCAAGACCACAAUUAUCCACCGCCUCACUGAAUUUGGAAACCAAUGAAUCCUUGAAACAGAAACUGAGCCAGGGUGAUAUCUCUGCUGAGUAUCAUAGUCUUGGAGUUUGGAAAAACUCAAGAUUGAAUCGUCAGAAACGGACGUGGUUGGCAAUGGAGGUUCCGGAGAUCUCCGAAGAGGAAAUCAUGCAAUUCAAAAACAAACUCUCCAAGAAUGAUAGAUUGCGACAACAACUUGAGGAAAUCAGACAAGCCAAUAAAUCUCUUAUGGAAACUGUCAGCAAAAAAUCUAAAACGAUUUACGUUUCGGUCAGCCGAGACGAUGAUGACCCCAAUACCGAUGAUCCAGAGAGUAUGACAGUAGGUGAAAAUACCGUUGAACAGUUAGACUAUUAG
Messenger RNA from Saccharomycopsis crataegensis, 2121 nucleotides. RefSeq lists its product as uncharacterized. NCBI's taxonomy places the organism in Eukaryota, Fungi, Ascomycota, Saccharomycetes, Ascoideales, Saccharomycopsidaceae. The coding region runs from base 1 to 2121 and encodes 706 amino acids. The record is from RefSeq and is a predicted model, not a curated record. The transcript has a single exon.